AUGUCAGCCAUGUCAAAUGUGGAGGUUUCACCCCAUUGCAUGUUUCAAACUGCAAACCAAAAUCGAUUCACUAUUGCUACCAUGGUUAAGUGCCCAUCCUCUCUUGGGUCUAUGAAGAGUGUUUCCCGAUCUUUUAGCUUGAAAUCAUCAUCUUCAUUUCGAGUGAAUGCAAUUGAUGCUUACAAGGUUAAGUUGAUUGGUCCAGAAGGACAAGAACAUGAGUUUGAGGCACCUGAUGAUAGUUGCAUCUUAGAUUCAGCAGAGAAUGUUGGAGUUGAACUUCCUUAUUCAUGCCGAGCCGGAGCAUGCUCUAUCUGUGCUGGGAAGAUUGUUUCUGGUUCAGUUAAUCAAUCUGAUGGCUCAUUCCUUGAUGAAGAUCAAUUGAAGGAAGGUUUUGUGCUAACCUGCGUCUCCUAUCCAACUUCAGACUGUGUUAUUCAUAUUCACAAAGAAGGCGAGCUCUACUGA
This is a messenger RNA of Gastrolobium bilobum, 468 nucleotides long. RefSeq names its product ferredoxin, root R-B2-like. Gene Ontology annotation, biological process: electron transport chain. Gene Ontology annotation, molecular function: 2 iron, 2 sulfur cluster binding; electron transfer activity. The coding region runs from base 1 to 468 and encodes 155 amino acids. The record is from RefSeq and is a predicted model, not a curated record. Gene Ontology annotation, cellular component: plastid. NCBI's taxonomy places the organism in Eukaryota, Viridiplantae, Streptophyta, Magnoliopsida, Fabales, Fabaceae. The transcript has a single exon.